This is a messenger RNA of Cylindrotheca closterium, 411 nucleotides long. NCBI's taxonomy places the organism in Eukaryota, Bacillariophyta, Bacillariophyceae, Bacillariales, Bacillariaceae. The record is from the annotation of a GenBank genome assembly.
AUGUCUGCUACUGUUCUACGUGAAGAAUAUGAUAACCAUCCUGCAGCUGCUGCCAAUUUUUCGAAAGUCGAAGAGAAGUUUGCGAAAGAAGAAUGGAAGGCCUAUCACCUUCACUACUUACAGUUCGUCUUCCAAUUUAUUCCAGGAUUGGUUAUUAAUCCCAUCCAGUGGGUUUUUGACAAAGGCAAGGGCCGGAUUUGUAUUGAUUGUUCCAAUGGUCCUGACGACUUGGGAUCAAUCAACACCUACAUCCCAAAACCUAAGCAAGAUGAAACUGGCGAUGAGUGCCCACCCAUUCACUACCAGUUCGCAUUCAAACGGUUCCUUCGUCAGAUUCUCCGUAUGCGCAUCACCGAACCAACAAGUCCAAUCUUGGUUCAUGCUGAUGAUGUUGAGACUGCCUUUUGCUGA